This is a messenger RNA of Empidonax traillii (willow flycatcher), 3171 nucleotides long. RefSeq names its product melanotransferrin-like. The record is from RefSeq and is a predicted model, not a curated record. Gene Ontology annotation, biological process: iron ion transport. The transcript has 19 exons. Gene Ontology annotation, cellular component: recycling endosome; early endosome; plasma membrane. Bases 241 to 2460 code for a protein of 739 amino acids. NCBI's taxonomy places the organism in Eukaryota, Metazoa, Chordata, Aves, Passeriformes, Tyrannidae.
GCCUGAUAAACUGAUGAAGUCAGAAUUCCUCAGGCUUUUUGAGGUGAACAGCUGGUAGGAGCUGCACUACAAAGCAGCCCGGGGCACGAGCACAAGGCUCCUCGCACAUGCCAGGGACGGGGCCGAGGCAGCGGAGACAGCGGCGUUCGCCGCGAAGCUGUGGUCACCACUGUGGAAUUCGUGGUAUGAGAAGGCAGAGAGUCAGGGUAGAGAGAAGAUCCUUGCUGAACUGCUGUAACCAUGAGGACAGUGAUUUUAAUUGUCCUGAUCAUCUUCUCAUCGCUGUCUUCAGGAAAGAAAUUCCGCUGGUGCACCCUGUCUGACCUGGAGCAGAGGAAAUGUGCCGAGCUGGCUAAGGCGCUCUCGGCUGUGCUGCCCCUUGCCACUGCCACUGCCUUUGCCAGGGUCUCUUGCAUCAGAGCCCACAACACCUAUGACUGCAUCGAUAAAAUCAGGGCAAAUAAAGCAGAUGCUGCCUCCUUGGAUGCUGGAGAUGUUUACUCUGCUGUAAAACUUUAUGGUUUGGCAGUGGUGGCAAAGGAGAUCUAUGAUCAAGGAAAUUGUGUGUUUGCCGUGGCCGUGGCCAGACGAGGAACUCUGGACAUCCAGCGGCUGCGAGGUGUGCGCAGCUGCCACAACGGAGCCAGGUGGACGUCGGGCUGGAAUGUUCCACUUGGCUUCCUCCUUGCAAGAAAUGACCUUUCCUGGGAUGAGGCACAACCUCUGAGCCAAGCAAUCAGUGAGUAUUUCAAUGCAAGCUGCAUCCCCGGGGUUGGUGUUGCUGCUCCUCGACUCUGUGCUCUCUGCCAAGGACAAAAAUCCUAUGUCAGAGACAAGAACCACUUCUGUGAGACAAGCAGCAAUGAACCCUUCUAUGACUCUGAGGGAGCCUUCAGGUGCCUGAAGGAGGGAGUGGCAGAUGUUGCCUUUUUAGAUCAUCUAAGAAUUAUGAGGGCCACAGAGUCAGAAGAGCAGGAAUAUGAACUCCUGUGUCCUGAUGGGAGCACAGCCCAGCUGAGCGCCUACAGCACCUGUAACCUGGGCAAGGGGCCUGGCCGGGCCAUCGUCACCCGCAGCAACUUCCACAGGAUCACCAACAAAUUCCUCAGCAUGAUCCAGCGCCUCUUUGGGCGAAAAGGGAAGGAAAGAGCCAGAUUUGAACUCUUCACUUCAGCACCCUUUGGGGGAAAGAACCUGCUGUUCCGAGAUGCCACUCAGCACCUGCAGCUUCUGGAGGAGCAGCUGGAGAUUGCCUAUGUCCUUGGCCUGGAUUAUGUGGCUCUCCUCAAGGGCCUGGGCCACGAAGGGAGCUCUUUGGAGAACAGCGUCGUGCGCUGGUGCUGCAUCAGCGACGCCGAGCUUCGCAAAUGUGAGGAGUGGGCACUGAGCAUCAAAUCCGACCCCUUAGUCUGUGUCCAAGCAACUUCCAUGACCAAAUGCAUUGAAAUGAUCAAGAGCAGCGAGGCGGACGCGGUGACCCUGGAUGCGACACACGUCUACAUCGCAGGCAGGUGUGGGCUGGUGCCUGUAGCUGCAGAGUGUUAUGGGGGAGAUUGUGCCCAAGCUGCCGAGAGCAUGGAGAAAACAGGAAAACUAAUUCACGUUAAGCACAAAGCACUACCACCUGUGUUUGCUGUUGCCUUAGCUAAGAAAAGUGCCAAACAGAUUAACAUCCAUAACCUGAAGGGAAGGAGGUCCUGCCACAGUCACCUGUACAGUCCUGCAGGAUGGUUACUGCUGUCCAGGCACACAGUGGGAGCUCUGGGGAAUGAUACCCAGAACUGUGACAUUGGCUCUGCUUACCAGAAUUACUUUUGGAAGGGCUGCAUGCCGGGAGCAGAUGGCAACAUGUGCAAGGUGUGCGUUGGGGACAGCGAGGUGGAAGGGGCCCGAGUCUCCAGCAGAUGUGCUGCAGGUCACAAUGAACAUUACUAUGGCAACAUGGGAGCACUCAGGUGCCUAGUUGGCAAUCCCAGUGGAAGAAGCUUUGGAGAUGUCGCUUUCCUGGAACACUCUAACCUGCUCCAGAACAUUGAAGAUCUGGACAGCUCUGGUUGGGCCAAAGGUUACAGCGCCCUUGACUUUGAGCUGCUGUGCCCGGACGGGACCCGCGCUGCAGUCACGGAGUGGGCAGGGUGUCACCUGGGCCACAUCCCCCCCAGCACUGUCAUCACCCGGCCGGUCACUGUCACUAAGAUCCACGACUUCCUGCUGCAAUCCCAGGAAUCUCUGGGAAGCAAACUGGAUUCUGAAUUCCAGCUCUUUCAGUCCUGGAAGUACGGUGGAAGUGAUCUGCUUUUCAAAGACGCUACUCAGUACCUUGUUCCUGCCAGUCACCUGAGCUAUCAGGAAAUCCUGGGAGAUUCCUUCAUCCAGCUGGCAGAGUCAGUGUUUAAUUGCACACCUGCAGGCAUCCUGGACUUCUGCAAACAGGAUAUCUGUGCAUCCUCAUCCAACUGACAGAGCCAGAGGCUGUGCAAGGCACGUACAUCACCCUCACUCCUGAAAACCAGGACGUGCGCAAGUCCAGCCCACCCAAAGCAAUCAGCAAGGAAACAGGCAUUUCUAGAGAGGGAUACUGAAUAUCUUCUUGUCUUUUUUUUUUAAGCAGGUUUGAUGUUUAUGAUAAUGCCAAACUACCCCUGUCCUGUUUGGAGCAGGGCAGCACAGGGAACAGCCCAGCCCAGAGCACAGAAUAGGAUCAGCAAUUCUCUGCAACCACUCUGGAGAAAUCAGCAUUUCUGUGGAAACAGCAGGGCCAAUACCAUGGGCUAAAAUACAGACUGGCAGCAGUAGCACAGGUUAGUUGGUAGCAUUUUGCCUUGCUUGUCUUAUAAAGAGUUUCCAUGCACAAACCCGACAUUUUGGUAAAUGCCAUUGUCCUCCUGUAUCUGUGAGUUUGGUUGCAGCCAGGUAGUCCUUGCAGAAUGCACAAAUGUGCCAUAGGCUGUGCAUGGAAUUGCUAUCAGAGCAGUGGUAUUUUCUGCUUUUAGCUGGGAAAAUGUAUUUGCUUUUUUUAACCAAAGAUUUUUACUACUAAAUCAAACCAAUUUUUUUUCUUACAAAUAAAUGUAUUAAGGCAUUUAAAAGCCAGCAGAACUGGAUGCUUGCAGCCUUAAGGUGAAAAAAAAAAAGCAAUGGAUAUUCAUCCUUCUCACAACCUCCAACUAU